AAGUAAAAGGACCAUCCAUCAUUUUUCUUUCUAUAUAAAAACCAUUCUACCAUAAACUGGAACUUCAAGCUCACGGUGCCUUCGCCAGAACCCAUCACCAUCUACGCCAAUCAACCGCCGCAUCAUCACCAAGAAACGUUCGCCGCCGGUGAAAUGGAUUACUACUCUUGGUUCGACGAAGCUUCUAUCCAAGACAUGAACUACUUCGUCAAAACCAUCACCGGCAUCAAAUCCAAAGGCAUCCGACCAGACGUCAUCGGCUCCAUCAUCGCUCAUUACGCUUCAAAGUGGCUCCCUGACCUCUCCGGUAACCUCUCCGCCACCACGGCGCCGCCACCACCACCGACGACGGAGAGCGUUACGGCUUCCGUAAUGAAGAAACGCUUUUUCGUCGAAACUCUAACCGGAAUCCUCCCUCCGGAGAAAGACUCCGUUCCAUGCAACUUCCUCCUCCGUCUCCUCAGGACAGCGAAAAUGGUCGGAACCAAUCAGAACUACUUAACGGAUCUUGAAAACAGAGUGUCUUGGCAGCUCGACCAAGCUUCCCUCAAGGAGCUCAUGAUACCUUCGUUUAGCCACACGUGCGGGACUUUGCUUGACGUUGAACUCGUGACGCGUCUUGUGAAGAAGUUCGUUGGUUUAGACAGUGAAGGUGUUAAGACCGGUGCCGCUCUUGUUAAAGUGGCUAAGCUUGUUGACUCUUACCUCGCUGAAGCUGCCAUUGACGGUGGUUUGACUCUAUUGGAGUUUAUAUCACUAAUCAAAGCUCUGCCUAGCCAUGCUCGUACCACAGAGGAUGGCUUGUACCGCGCCGUUGAUACAUAUCUCAAGGCUCAUCCUCAAGUGUUGAAGCAAGAAAGGAAGGCACUGUGUAGACUCAUCGAUAGCAGAAAGCUAUCACCAGAAGCAGCUCUACAUGCAGCUCAGAACGAUCGUUUACCAGUGAGAUCAAUCAUCAGAGUGUUGUUCACUGAGCAGACAAAAAUAAGCCGUCACAUUGACUGGAGUCCAUCUGCCUCACAUUACUCCGAGCCAGGCUCUGGGCCACAGUGCUUGUCCAAACGCGAGAUGAAUGUUCAGCAAGCGGAGAUAAAGAGGCUUAGAGAUGAUGUGCUGAGGCUCCAGAGUGAGUGCGGUGCCAUGCAUAUGCAGCUGGAGAGGCUUAUGGAGAAGAAAAGUGGUGGUGGGAGUAAAGGGUUUUUCCGGUGGAAGAGACCUUCCACUAGAGGAAGUGUUGGCGUUGAAAAGAUGAUGAACGGUGAAGAAGAAGUAGGUGAUAAUGGUGAAGGAUUGAGCCUAGGACUCCUGGGAAUAUGAAGACAAGGCUGUUAAAGGAAGAACAACACCUUCAAGGUGGAGAAAAUCUAUGUCAUAAUGUUGCAUUAAUAAUGGAAACAACACAAUAAGCAUAAAUGAGCAACAAUGAAAAAUUCUUCUUUAUACAUAAACAAUGAA
Molecule: messenger RNA, 1455 nt
Organism: Raphanus sativus (radish)
Lineage: Eukaryota; Viridiplantae; Streptophyta; Magnoliopsida; Brassicales; Brassicaceae
Product: coleoptile phototropism protein 1-like
Exons: 2
Coding region: 154-1317 (387 amino acids)
Source: RefSeq, a predicted model, not a curated record